Messenger RNA from Linum tenue, 1716 nucleotides. The record is from the annotation of a GenBank genome assembly. Lineage: Eukaryota; Viridiplantae; Streptophyta; Magnoliopsida; Malpighiales; Linaceae.
GAGCAUUUAAUACGAGCUUACAACCCUGCAAGUGGUGCCCACUGCCCCUUCAGGCAACAAAUGGAGUCGUCCUCCCAAUUCCAAGCCCCGGCAAUUUUGGGCUGUCUCCUCUUGCUCGUAUUCUUCCUCCUCAAAAUGCGUCGAAACACACCAAAACCACCAGCAGCCCCGCCGCAUCCCAGAAAACUGCCCAUCAUCGGAAACCUCCACCAGCUCGCCGGCAGCUCCCUCCCGCACCGCCGGUUCCGCGACCUCGCCAACCAAUACGGCGCCGUAAUGGGCCUCCAGCUGGGCCAAAUCCCCUUCGUCGUCAUCUCCUCCGCGGAAUCCGCAGAACAAAUUCUCAAGACGCACGACGUCGUUUUAGCCAACCGACCCUUCAGCCUCGCCGCCCAGAUCUUAACCUACGACUUCACCGACAUCAUCUUCUCCCCCUACGGCGCCUACUGGCGCCAGCUCCGCAAGAUCUGCGCCCUCGAGCUCCUCAACCCGAACCGGGUCCAAUCCUUCGGUUCGAUCCGGUCCGAAGAGAUAUCCAAUUCCAUGGGCGGAGUCUCUGUUUCGGCUGGGCAGGAAUUCAAUUUCAGCCAGAUGGUGUUCUCCCUCACCGCCGGCAUCGUUUCCCGGGUCGCUUUCGGGAAGAAAUACAGAGGGCACGACGAAUUCGUCCCCGUGAUGGAGGAAAUGGCGCGGAUUUCAGGUGGGUUUAGCCUGGCGGACUUGUUUCCGUCGGUGAAAUUGCUUCAGGUAAUGAGUGGGAUGAGAUCCCAGCUUCUCAGGUUGAGGAAUGAAGCUGAUCGGAUGAUGGACGGCAUAAUCUCCGACCACCGUGAGAGGCAGAGCACUGCUGAUCAGGGUUCCGACGAGGUGGAUGAUUUGGUCGAUGUGCUUUUGAAGCUUCAGGCUGGUGGCGGGCUCGAGGUUCCUCUUUCAGAUGACAACAUCAAAGCAGUCAUUCUAGAUGUGUUCAUAGCGGGGAGUGAUACUUCGGCCAUUAUUAUGGACUGGGCAAUGUCGGAAAUGAUUAAGAAUCCAAGGAUCCUAUUACAGGCACAAAGCGAAGUGAGACGCGUUUUUAAAUUGAAAGGAGAUGUUGACGUUACACAGCUUCAUGAGUUGUAUUAUCUCCAAUCAGUUAUCAAAGAGACGCUAAGACUACAUCCUCCCGGACCACUACUGAUUCCUAGGGAAUGUGGUGAGGAUUGUGAGAUCGAUGGGUUUCAAGUAAAGGCAAAAGAGAAGGCGAUUGUCAACAUUUGGGCAAUCUCUAGGGAUCCAAAAUACUGGAAUGAUCCGGAGGAAUUUCGUCCAGAAAGGUUCGUUGAUAAUCCAAUUGAUUUUAAAGGAUCGAACUUCGAGUUCCUACCGUUUGGUUCUGGGAGAAGGAUAUGUCCAGGGAUCGCGUUUUCUAUGGCGAAUAUUGAGCUCUCAUUGGCCAAUUUUCUGUACCAUUUUGAUUGGGAACUUCCGAGUGAUGUCAAGAUUGAGAAUUUGGACAUGACUGAAUUAUAUGGAUUUGCGGUAAGGAAGAAACAUAACCUUAAAGUGAUCCCAAUUCCCUACACCAAGCAUUAGGCUUUUCAUUCUCAAAGUUAAGAUGUGAAAUAGUUAGAAUAAUAUUUGUGUAUCAUAUGUUCUCGUUUUCUUUUUACACAAUGAACACUCAUAUAAAUACGUUUUAGCACGAUAUAUUGAGAUACCACAUCAAUAUCCUGU